Gymnodraco acuticeps is the source of this 674-nucleotide messenger RNA. Its product is annotated as gamma-glutamylaminecyclotransferase B-like. The record is from RefSeq and is a predicted model, not a curated record. Gene Ontology annotation, molecular function: gamma-glutamylaminecyclotransferase activity. Bases 111 to 578 code for a protein of 155 amino acids. The transcript is spliced from 2 exons. NCBI's taxonomy places the organism in Eukaryota, Metazoa, Chordata, Actinopteri, Perciformes, Bathydraconidae.
UGCGCUCUUUAGACGGAUACCAGCAGGUUGCAGGAAGUAGGCUACUUUCUCAAACCUACUUCAAAUAAAUCUACGUGUCAAUAUCUGCAUCACAUUCCUGGUGAAACCCCAUGGCUCGUGUCUUCGUCUACGGCACCCUGAAGAGGGGCCAGCCGAACUAUUACCGCAUGUUAGAUGCUGCCAACGGGAAGGUGAAGCUCCUGGCGUCUGCAUGCACCGCCCAAAAACACCCGCUGGUUAUCGCCAGCAAGCACAACAUCCCUUUCCUCCUCAACGUCCCGGGUCAAGGUCACCGGGUCAAGGGCGAGAUCUACAAAGUGGACGAGAAGAUGCUGAAGUUCCUGGACGAAUUUGAGAGCGUCCCCACCUUGUAUCAACGCACUGAGGUUAAACUGGAGGUGGAGGAGUGGGUCGGAGAAGAGGAGAAGGAGAAGAUGGCAUCAGGAAGUAUCAUAGAAGCGUUUAUUUACAGCACGACUUCAUACGAGGCGGACUGGCUUUCGCUGCGUUGCUACGAGAGCUACGACUCAAAUGGAGAUCAUGGGCUGGAGUAUCAUAUUAAAGAAGCACGAGACUGAUUUCCGUGGGAUAAUCAGAGCAGAUCUGGAGUCGAUAGUUAAACAAAUCCACUGUUUUCCUCUAAUAAAAAUCACUUACUGUUCUGUGAACUCCUA